Messenger RNA from Penicillium antarcticum, 1026 nucleotides. RefSeq lists its product as uncharacterized. Gene Ontology annotation, biological process: protein phosphorylation. The record is from RefSeq and is a predicted model, not a curated record. Lineage: Eukaryota; Fungi; Ascomycota; Eurotiomycetes; Eurotiales; Aspergillaceae. Gene Ontology annotation, molecular function: protein kinase activity; ATP binding. The transcript has 3 exons. Bases 1 to 1026 code for a protein of 341 amino acids.
AUGUCUAGAGAAGAGAUCUAUGUUGCUAUCAAAAUCUGUGUGGCAGAAAGAGACGGCGAGAUGCGAGAGCUUCAAAUGACGAAGGCUCUGUCAUCUUGUCACCCACGCUUACAAUAUACGGCUCACAUUAUUGAUUCUUUCAAUACGAAAGGCCCCAAUGGAGAUCACAAAUGCCUUGUCUAUGAACUUCUUGGGCCCAACAUCCCCGAUGCGAUUGGUACACAUUUUCCUAGCGGGAGACUCCCUGGGAGGCUCGCUAAAAUCAUAGCGAGACAGGCUCUGAUAGGACUUGAUCACUUAUACCAACGAGGCGUCGGACAUGGAGGUGGUUAUCCUUACAUCCUGAGAAUACAUCUGCAUACACGCAACUUGGCCUUCACAAUGCCUCACGUGGAUACUUUAUCCGAGAGGUGCUUCGUUGAUAUGCUCGGAGCCCCCGAAGUCGGCAAGGUCCGAAGACGUGACGGGAAACCGGUAGGACCUAGUUUACCUGAAUAUAUUGUUCGGGCUGCUUCCUAUCAGGGUUGGACACCAACCCAGGCGGUCAAGAUCAUCGAUUUAGGGGAAUCGUUCUUGAAUACUAAGGCACCAAAAACACUACACACACCUUUACCCCUUCGAGCGCCUGAGGUUAUAUUCCAAUAUCGGGUCGAUUACCGAGUCGACCUGUGGAGUUUGGGCUGUAUGCUCUUCGAACUUUUUACCGGCCAGCCACCUUUUGAUACAUUCAUGACAACGCCCACUGUCCUUGUGAGACAAAUGCAAGACACAGCAAGCGACUUUUUACCUGUAAAAUGGCAAAAUAGUUGGGCCGCAAUGAAAGAAAAAGACAACAACCCCCGAGAAACCCCUGGGCCUGACUUACAGGAGUGGUUGGAAGACGUAUACUCUGGUGCACAAAAACAGGAUUUGACCCGCGAGGAUAUAACUAGGCUGGGGAUGUUGAUUGGGAAGCUUUUACACUUUGAGCCGUGUGCACGAGCAUCCGCGCGAGAAAUUUUAGAUGACCCUUGGUUUCAUGAGUAA